Mya arenaria is the source of this 4132-nucleotide messenger RNA. RefSeq lists its product as uncharacterized. The transcript has 8 exons. The coding region runs from base 442 to 1059 and encodes 205 amino acids. Lineage: Eukaryota; Metazoa; Mollusca; Bivalvia; Myida; Myidae. The record is from RefSeq and is a predicted model, not a curated record.
UUAUAUUUCAGGAUACUUGUUACAUGCACUGGAGCGGCAGUAAAUGCGACUGUCUGUGGUCAAACACAACUAAAUUCAAAUACAAAAAUCUGCUGCGGAAGCCUUCCUCAUGCAAGGUUCAUAGGCGGACACGAGUUUGGAUGUUUUCAAGGAUGCUGUCGUGGUGAUAAGGAGCGGUUGUACAAACGCAGAUUGCAAGAGUGUUGCAAUUGUGUCGUGGUCGAUCGCAAGGUUGGUACGGCUCAGGUGUGCCGCGGAACAGAACUGGUGGAUAGGAAUGCCGGAAUACAUAGAUUACGUCAAUGCACAGGACCAAACGGACAAGAAGCAGAAUAUGACCCAAGCAGUUAUGUUUGCUGCACACAAACCGGUCUUAUAAUAGCAAAACCGGGACCAGGGCAAUACUUAUGUCACGAUGAUGGCAUAUAUAAUUCAUAUCUUAUGCAACUGAUACGUCUAAAGAAUGGCUCUCACAUUGUUGUCCAGCAAGGCAUCAACUUAUGUGGGAGUGCUUUUAUCACAACGCAAAGUCCAUUUUAUUACAUCUACUGCUGUGACGGUGUUGUUCCUCAAUUUGAAAAGAGCAAAUGGAAUACUAUGGAAUGUUGUGGGACAAAGACAAGCCAAACAUGCUGCAACAACACUAUUUUCAACGGUGAUCAGAGAUGUUGUCAAGGACAUACACCUUACAUUCUGAAGGCCGAAGAAUGUUGUGAAAACAAGGUCAUCAACAGAUCAAAGGAGCUGUGUUGCAAAAACAAUAUUGUGACAAAGACGCAUCCUUCCCACUACGGAUGUUGCAACAUUAACCGUGCAUGGACAACCUACAAUGAGUUUGAUCCUCCUGAAGAGUGUCUUUUGACACAUAUAAGAAAAACAUUGCGUAACAAUCCGACAAAAACAGGAAGUAGGUCGGGAGGGAAUCAAAUCGCAGAAAGUGUAACUACAGAGAGAAGCCCAUUAGAAGAAUGUCCGUUCACAGAAUGUUUUGAUAGGGAACAGAACAACGUUCAACUUGCAAAAAGUUUUUUGACUUGGACCUUUUUCUUGACGACGUAAAUUUUACGGAUGAUGGAUCAAAUAUUAACGUAACAAUUAUCCAGCCGGAUGAAUUUGUCAACAAGAAAGUCACAAUAUUUUUGCCAUACAUAUGUCCAUGCCUCGACAGUGGCCAUGUGUACACGUUAUUUACAAACAGGGGAUGGGUUCGAAAUUUGACAAUAGACGGAAACCUUGAAUUCACAAUCUGUAAAGCAAAGCUGUACAUACUGGUGUAUUGUGUACCUUAAGGUGCUCAUUGUAAAGUAAAGCUGUACAUACUGGUGUAUUGUGUACCUUAAGGUGCUCAUUGUAAAGCAAAGCUGUACAUACUGGUGUAUUGUGUACCUUAAGGUGCGCAUUGUAAAGCAAAGCUGUACAUACUGGUGUAUUGUGUACCUUAAGGUACUCAUUGUGAAGCAAAGCUGUACAUACUGGUGUAUUGUGUACCUUAAGGUGCUCAUUGUAAAGUAAAGCUGUACAUACUGGUGUAUUGUGUACCUUAAGGUGCGCAUUGUAAAGCAAAGCUGUACAUUCUGGUGUAAAUCCAAGAUUUGAAGCUGAAACAUGUCACAUUAAUCUUGACCUUUUGACAAUGGACAACGAGAUCUUUCGUCACACCUAUUCUUUUUGAAAUGACGCGAAUGAAUACAUAUAAAUACAAAUAUUUUACCGACUACAUAGAUUUUAGCUUCCACAGUCAUGUUCCGGUAUAUUCCAACGACAGUGCACAUGAUAUCUAGGAGAUGGAACGCAUCAGUUGGUCUGAUAGAUGAAUUCAAACCAAAUUGUUUCGGAAACCUUCUUUCUGAACCAAAUAUAUUUUGUCCGAUUUUAAACAUGACAUUGAUAUCGUUAUAAUCUUCGUCUGUAUCGCAGAAUACUUUUUCAAGUGUAUCUUCUGCAUUGAAAACGAUGCAGUCUCUGCAUGUAGAAAUGAUGGUCAACGGACCAAUUAUCGGCUUACCUGAACAUAUCAUAAAUUAUAAAAUAUAAAUCAAAUCAAACACACUAGGAUUCACAUGUAGAAAACAGCAACCCUAUUUUUCAAAAGUAAAGCUUAAGUGUUAAAUUUUGAAAAAUGUUUAAUUAAAGUAACGACUUAUUCAAAAGUGCUCGUAUCAAUUACAAAACAGUUUUAUACAAAUAUUUACAAAGCAAUAAAAAGUGCAAUUAAGUAUCAUUAAACGUGCAAACAUCAAAUAAAUAUGUUAUAAGAAAAUAUAUAAAACAUACCAAAACCUUCGCAAUACCUUAUAAAAUAUGCCAGUAUCCAGAUAUGCAUUUUGAAAUAUGUUCAUAGUCCUGUUCAGUAUUAAUAUAAUAUCUUCCUUCUUUCAAUAGGACGAACAUUGAUCAUGCGGUAAUUGACAUUAAAACACAUUUUAUUCAUCACAUGCCUGACUUACAUUUAAAACAUUAGUUGUGAGAAAUAGCUUUACAUUUCAUCGAUUCAUUGACGAUAACAUUUGUUGGUGAUCCCAUUAACACAUGACUGAAAAUCAAAUAUUGAUAUACUAAUCGCCGUUUGCAUGAGGUUCUUUAUUUCAAUUGAUAUUGGAGUAAGCUGGCCUAUUUUACAGUCAUAUAAGACACAAAAAAUAAUAUUUUAAUAUUAUUUUCGGUAUAAUGUCGACAUUAACAUUUUCAAAAAACAAUUUCAGUUGUGGUAGCUGCCUUGUUUUCCAUAAUGGGCAUGCUAUAUCCCUAGUAUCUCGUUAAAAAACUCGAUUCGUCAACGUAUUCAGUAGACUAUAUAACAUCAUUUCAGCAUCCAAAUAUAAUUCAAUUGGAAAUAAAAUUAUUUAACGUUUCCCUUUCCAUGCCCUUAUCUAUGAGCGAUCGUAAAAUUACAGAAAAACUACUGUAUGGUAGUUUUUGUAUGUAUUUUCCUAUUUGUGUUGCUCUAGUUACACCAAGCCUUUAAAGCAAAAUAGAUUUGUCCACUGGACUUACAAUCACAGUGUCAAGAGCUCGAUCCCAUGUCUGCCUAUGACGUUCCAUGACAUUCAAAAUGGGUCUUUUGUCUCAUUCCACUUAUUGUUACAUGUGUAAAGUAGCCAGUGACUUGCGAAUGGUAAGAACAAAAAUAAAUACGGUUAAUGACAUACAGGAAUGGUCUAUACAUAUGACCGUCUGAUAAUAACCCCAACCGUGCUUGACCGACAUGACACCGAAAACAAAGAACAUUUAAUACAAUAAACCGUGUAUAUGUAGAUUAUAGUGAAAAUAAUUUAAGCUUUGUUCUAGAAAAUGUGAUGACUACUUUAAACUAAAAAUCAUUCUUAUAAUCGAUUGACCGUGGAAAUUCAUUUACAUUGGUAGACAUUGUACUCAACCUUGAAAUGGUCCACCAGAAACCGCUACAAUUAUUAAAACAUCAGGUUUAGUGAAUACUCCUACACACACGAGAUAACAUUCUGUUCUGCCCUUUGAAGCAUUUAACUAAAGGCCGGGAUGAGGUUUGUAAUGACGAAUAUCAGGAAAUGGGAGGCGAAUAUUGCUUUCCACUAAAGUUAAUAAUGUCCCAACUGCAGACUGUUUUGACUAAUCACCCACAUUUGAUAAAUAAACAUGUGGUUAACAAGCUUUUAAACAUGCUCCUUUCUCAAACUCUGUUUGCGGCUGUUAUGUUUAACCUUAUAAGCAAUUUCAAGUUGUUUGCAUUUGAAGAGAGUUGCCGUAGUGUUUGUUUAUUAAAUAAAGUUGGUUAGGUCAUAUCAACAUAUUAAUUACACAUCAAGAGCUUGAGAACAAAGGUUUGAAGACGGAGUACUUAUCAUAGUUUCAUAACCUCUGGGCCCGUUUACAGAACGAGUUAGGACCUGUUUCAGAACAAGUGAUUUUUACUAGUAUCAACUUAAUUCUUAGGGCCCGUUUCAGAAUAAGUUAUGUUUACAACCAAUUACUGGUUUCUUGAGGCAAAUUUUCAGAGCGAGUUUGCUUUACUGCAAUCAACCGAUUUCUUCCAUGAUUUAGAUUUGCUGUUCAUCUCCAAUCAUCAAACAUGAAUAGUUUCUUAUUGAAGUGAGAACUCUCAUUCAGUGCCCUAGAUUUAACAGUUAAAAACGCCAGACCAAACGCCUUAUAGUAC